UUGAAGCGAGUACAAACGCCUCCCUCUUGCGUGUUGGGCACGCCAACAAACACCGACAGCACCGACUGCACUCAAACCAAAGGGGAACAGUCAUGUCUGCUGUUGCAGGCACUGCCCCGGCUCUGCCGAUCAACCCCGCGGACUGGUCCUACCUAGCCGAAGGCGGCUUCCACAUUAUCCUUCGCUACGACGGCGAGGACCCGGAGCUUUCGGGCCGGAUCCUCAGAAUUGGGAAGAAAGCUCUCGGCCACCAGAAGGAGGAAGGCGGAAAAGAGCCCGCUGCGCCUGCUGCCCCGGCGGUGGUGCCGGAUGAAGCUGGCGCGAGGAGAAAAUUCGAGCGCGGCGUGCUUAUUCCGUUGCUCGGGGAGCAAUACGUUCAGCCAGGGGAUGCGGUAACGCUCUCUCGGGAGGACAUCGGGAAGAUCCACCUCAGCAUUGACCACCUUCGUCCGGAGGGGCGCAUCAAGAAGGACAACGGAGACUGGUCUUCGGCCUGUCAACUGGAGCCGGACAAGACGGCCUUCUGGCUCAAGCUUCCCUCUGCACCCUCAACCGCAGGUCCAGCAUCCCCAACUGAGGAUCGCAACAAGAAGGGCAUCGUCAUCGCGGUGGAGAUUAAGCCCAAGGGGGCGACCAUGCCGGUAGGAACCCUGGUGCCACCCGGAAACAACCGUCUCAAGUACCGGGUCGCGAGGUUCGACGCCCAGCAGAUGUUCAAGGCGCAGGGAGAGCAGUCCUGGGGGUCCAUCGACAGGCCAUGCCUGUACCAUCCCCGAGAGUUGUACUCGGGAGAUGCGGGUCGGGCUGCAGCAACCCUCAAGGAGCUCAUGAAAACGCCACAGAACAAGCUGAGGGCGUGGGAAAACGGAAACAUGCUGUUCGGGGCCGGUUCCGGCAAGGGCGAUGAAGACAUGACGGAAAGCGGCGAGACUGCCGGCGAGGUGGCGCUAGGCAAGGCGGUAGUGGCUGCGGGGCUCGCUGGCGGAGACGGGACACCCGCGCAAGCUCUGAUGGACUUGGUGGGCGAGAUCCUGGCAAAGGAGCCGCUGGUUUCGAGGCUCGUGGCAGCUCAGGCGUUGGACGUGCUCGGGAUCGAGGGUGGGGGUCUCGUCUUCGACAAGCUUGUCUCGCUGUGCGGAGGCUCAAAGGAAGAGGCUCUCAAUAUGCUCGAGGCUCAGGAGUCGGAUCCUUUCGUGGCUGAGCCGACAGACAAGGACUUGAUCGUGCCCGUGGCUACCCUCGAAGCGCUGAGGGCGGGUUCGCCCUUGGUAGCCGGGGAAGCGAGCAGCAUUGACACCCUUCACGCCAAGGGGCUGCUUGCCGUAGAGAAGCUGGGCGUCAAAGACUGCGUGCAGCUGCUGAGAAGGUACAUCAUCGCCCUCGGCGUUAUGGACUGCAGCGUGAUGAUUUCACUCAAGUCUAUUCCCGCUGCGCCCGAGGGUGGUUCCGGCGACGAGGGCCAGCCGUCGGCAGUGCAAGGCAAGGACGUGGCAGGCGUGUUUCAGACCGGGGGCGGCCGGAGGGUGGCGUACUGCGUCUCGGUGGUGGACGCCGGGCCGAAGCCCCCGACCAAGCUCAGCGGAAAGGCCAAGCACGAGGCCGAGAUCUGGGACUACGUGGCCGGGCAGGAAGAAGCCGGCCAAGUCGUAUGAAAACCUGAUAAAAGUUACGAUGCCUUUUUUAUGGAACUUCUGGACCAAUAGCGCAAGUCGACGUACCAGGACCGGCUAUCUCGUGCAUGAGCCAAGUGUUGAAUAGAACACGAAUGGCGUAGAAUAUUGUUAUCUAUUGUGUGCGUGUUGGUUUACACUUGUUUGCGCGUGUCUUUAUCAUUUGCAUCGACCGCGCUAACCGACUGACCAAUGGAAAGACGCCAUUCUUAGUGCGGUUGAAAACACAAAAUACUUGUAAAUGUCCUGACCUUCGCGUUUUGCUGGAGUUCCGGGGAAAGGUGUGUACUGGAUUGUUCACGGAGCGUUUUGUUCGGCGGGGCGGAGCGGUGUGAACGUUUGAAUCGCUCCGUUAUAUGAGCAAAAAGUCGCUCCCUCCCGUGAGUUUUUUCCCUCAGAUAGACGACCCCGCUCCGCUCCGUGAGGUUUUUCA
Messenger RNA from Ectocarpus sp. CCAP 1310/34, 2103 nucleotides. NCBI's taxonomy places the organism in Eukaryota, Phaeophyceae, Ectocarpales, Ectocarpaceae. The record is from the annotation of a GenBank genome assembly.